Tripterygium wilfordii is the source of this 1969-nucleotide messenger RNA. RefSeq lists its product as uncharacterized. The record is from RefSeq and is a predicted model, not a curated record. The coding region runs from base 345 to 1562 and encodes 405 amino acids. The transcript has 6 exons. Gene Ontology annotation, biological process: endoplasmic reticulum tubular network organization. Gene Ontology annotation, cellular component: endoplasmic reticulum tubular network. NCBI's taxonomy places the organism in Eukaryota, Viridiplantae, Streptophyta, Magnoliopsida, Celastrales, Celastraceae.
UUGCAGGUGGUUUUCUAAUAAAUUAAAGUGUGCGCUUGCAACAUGAAAUCAAAAGAAAGGAAGCGAACUCGAAGCCCCUGUUUCUCCUUCUCCGUCGUAUUGAACUCAUUAACAAAAAUAAAAUUUAGCGGCAGGCACGUCUUUCCGUAUUUACCCAGCACCUGCACCAGCACCAGCACCAGCACCAGCACACCGCCUUCAGUCUAUCUCCUCCCCAACAACAAUAGUAAGUCAAUAACAAGAACAAGGAGUUCUAUAGAAUUACAAGUGAUCAUCUCAGAUCUGAUAACUCUCCCUCAGCUUCGUCCACGAUUCUGCUCUCCAGAAUUCCAAAAUUCGUUGCUAUGGCCGACGAGGAGGACAAGAAAGGCGUCACCCAAGACUCAAACGAUACCACUUCUACUUCCGAUGCUACUAAGAACAAGACCAAACGGGCGGGCAUCUUCUCACGGAUUUGGAACGUCUUUCGUUUACAUGGCGACGAUUUUGAGAAGCGACUCCAGUAUAUAUCCAAGGAAGAAGCAUCGGUUCUCUCCAGAAUCAAACGAAGAUCGCGUACUAAGACCAGGAUCACUCGCAACCUUAUUAUCUUCUCCGUCCUUUUUGAGGUAGUUGCAGUCGGUUAUGCAAUCAUGACAACAAGAUCCAUGGAUCUCGAUUGGAAGAUGAGGGCAUUUCGAGUUUUGCCUAUGUUUCUUUUGCCUGCUUUAUCAUCACUUAUCUAUUCAGCAUUUCUGAGCUUUGCUAGAAUGUGUGAUCGCAGGGACCAGAAAACUCUGGAAAAACUUCGAGCUGAAAGGCAAGCAAAAAUUGACGAACUUAAAGAGAGGACAAAUUAUUAUACCACGCAACAGCUUAUUCAGAGAUAUGAUCCUGAUCCAGCUGCAAAGGCAGCUGCUGCAACGAUCUUGGCAUCUAAGCUUGGUGCAGAUUCUGGGUUGAAAGUGUAUGUGGGAGAUGAAUCUAAGCUUAAUGUCCCAACAGCAAAGAGUAAUGAUGUAGAAGUUGUGCAGUCGUCUACUGGCCUUCGAAAACGGAAGCAAUUGCACACUCGAACCAGUAGCACUGGGAGCACUUCAUCACAUAAUUCUGAAGAAGCAACACUUCGUCCUUUUAGUAGUGAGGUUGCGGGAGCUUCUGAGCAUAACCACCUGGUUGUUGUUGAUCAUUACAAUUCUCAGGGAUCUACAGCACAAGACAGCGGAUGGAUUGCUCGAAUUGCUGCGCUACUCGUGGGAGAGGAUCCGACGCAGUCAUAUGCUCUUAUUUGUGGUAACUGUCAUAUGCACAAUGGGCUUGCAAGAAAGGAGGAUUUCCCCUACAUAACUUAUUACUGCCCACAUUGUCAUGCUCUGAAUAGGCCAAAAAACUUGGAAGAGCGUAUGUCAGGUUCUAAUUCUCCUAAUAUGACCUCAUUGAGAACAGCAGGGGAUUCAGAUUUGAGUAGUACUCCCGAUGGUUCUGCAAUUGAAAGUGUAAUCACCAGCAAGGGCUCUGUAAAAUCUGGUCCAGAGAUCGAAGAAGUAAAUGAAAGGGAAGCAUCAGGGGAGCUGGUUAGUUAGAAGACGGGUUUUAUGGAGAGAUUUAUGUUUAGUAAGCGUGGCCCCUUGGUACUUUUUUGUGGUUCUCUCGGCCUUUUGUCUCAUCUUUAGGUUUGGCACACCUUGGUGGUGGGAGCAGAAAUAGCUCCGCAACUUGGUGCCCAGCAGUGUAUCAUAGGUUGCGUUGCUGUUGUGAUGGCGCAAUUUGUUCCCUUGUUCGAUUUUCCCCUUUCUUCUUUAACCUCUAUUUCUCGGUUUGGAUCUUGGGGCCAUUGCUUAUUUUUAGGGAACUGUGAAGUUAGUGUGGGAGAAAAAGAAAAUUUACAUGUAUUUCACAGAAUCCACGUAAUUUGUUCAUUUAUAUAUUUAUGUGUUGCUUGUAUUGUAUUCAUUUUUUAAAAGAAUUGAAGGACUUCCUUUUGACCUGA